Messenger RNA from Talaromyces atroroseus, 486 nucleotides. RefSeq lists its product as hypothetical. Gene Ontology annotation, molecular function: 2 iron, 2 sulfur cluster binding. The record is from RefSeq and is a predicted model, not a curated record. Bases 1 to 486 code for a protein of 161 amino acids. NCBI's taxonomy places the organism in Eukaryota, Fungi, Ascomycota, Eurotiomycetes, Eurotiales, Trichocomaceae. The transcript is spliced from 2 exons.
AUGAAUCCCUUUAUUGGCGUAUUCCAGCCAAAUAAAACAUGGCAUCGCAUCGGUCUCACUUCCGAAUUCCCGGAUAUAGCCCAAGGCGAUGAUGGCUGCCGGAUAACACCCAGCUGCAAAGCCUUCAAAAUUUACAACACAAUCGGCCAGGGUCCAGUCGAAGCAAGCGUCGAUCUACCGGGGGACCUGAAAGAUCAAGUGCUUAUCUUCAAGUACAAGGGCAAUUUCCAUGCCAUUGAUCACCAAUGCCCUCACUCUUCAUUCCCGCUUUCUCAGGGCAGUCUGUUCGAUAUUGAAGAUUUUGGAAUCACUCUCAGCACUGGAAUUACGUGCCCCAAGCAUGGCUGGUCAUUUGACACUGUAACCGGCAAGGCAGACCGUGGAAACUAUAGGCUCAAUAUUUGGGAAGUGCAGCUGCGUGAUCAACCAGGGUCUAACACCAGCGAUAAGGAGGUUUGGGUGCGGCGGAAACAAAGGAUUGGUUGA